UAGCGGAAGAAUCGCUUUGCAUAUAAGCCAUUGACAAAAAAAAAGCUUAAACAAAAAAGAAAAAAAAAAUAGAGAGAGUUUGAGGCGUAGGGAGAGACCGAGCGAGGCUUUUGGGUUUGUUGAAACACUGAGCCGCGGCCAUGUCCGAGUCUAAAGAUUUCACUUCUGUCGAUAUAGAAAAAAUCUUUCUCGGCGGAAAGGAACAUCGUGUAAGAACUGGCCGUGGUUCUGUUUCUGUUAUUGUCUAUGGUGACCAAGAUAAGCCGGCGCUGAUUACUUAUCCUGAUUUAGCUCUAAAUCAUAUGUCUUGUUUCCAAGGAUUAUUAUUUUGUCCUGAAGCGGCUUCUUUGCUGCUACACAACUUCUGCAUUUACCACAUUAGUCCCCCUGGACAUGAGUUAGGAGCUGCUCCAAUUUGCACAAGUGAUCCGGUGCCUUCUGCUGAUGAUUUAGCAGAUCAAAUCAUUGAGGUUCUUAAUUUUUUUGGGCUUGGUUCGGUAAUGUGCAUGGGGGUGACGGCCGGUGCGUACAUCCUUACCUUAUUUGCCAUGAAAUAUAGAGAUCGUGUUCUUGGGUUAAUACUUGUCUCUCCUUUAUGCAAAGCACCAUCUUGGACUGAAUGGUUUUACAACAAGGUGAUGUUGAAUUUGUUAUAUUUCUAUGGUGUAUGUGGAUUGCUCAAAGAGGUUUUGCUUCAGAGGUACUUCAGCAAGGAAGUUCGUGGUUGUGUGGAAGUUGCAGAGUCGGAUAUAGUUCAAGCAUGUAGUAAAUUACUUGAUGAGAGACAGAGCAUAAAUGUUUUGCGGUUUCUUCAAGCAAUCAACAAGAGGCCUGAUCUUACUAGCGGGUUGAAAAGAUUAAAGUGCCGCACUCUUAUUUUCGUGGGUGAUAAUUCUCCAUUUCAUUCCGAAGCGGUCCACAUGAUAUCAAAAUUGGAUAGAAGAUAUAGUGCAUUAGUCGAGGUCCAGGCUUGUGGAUCAAUGGUAACAGAAGAACAGCCGCAUGCAAUGUUAAUCCCGAUGGAGUACUUCUUCAUGGGUUAUGGAUUGCACAGGCCGUGCUGCCUCAGUGACAGCCCGAGGAGUCCCCUCAGUCCAUCUUGCAUCUCGCCUGAGCUUCUCUCUCCCGAAAGCAUGGGUUUGAAGCUAAAACCGAUACGAACCCGUGUUUAGCCUGAAGUUGAAGUGCAGGAGAAGGGUAGAAUAUGAUCCAUUUUCACAUUUUCAAUUAAACAAAUUUUUUGGUUCUUUUCUUUAACUCCUUGAAAAGGGUAGGUGUUCGUUGGAGGUGUUGUAGAUAGAAAAAAAGAGUUAUAUAUAAAUAUACAAGAAGAUGACUUGCAACUCAAUUCUUUUGUAGUCAGCCAUAAAAAAGAGUCUACUGAGCUAUAUGUAAAUUCUGAAAUUACUAUCAAUUAAAAAUAAUCAGGACUCGUCCUGCUUAAGUUAAUUAUAAUUUAUUA
Messenger RNA from Mercurialis annua (annual mercury), 1462 nucleotides. RefSeq names its product protein NDL1-like. The record is from RefSeq and is a predicted model, not a curated record. The transcript has 11 exons. The coding region runs from base 141 to 1172 and encodes 343 amino acids. Lineage: Eukaryota; Viridiplantae; Streptophyta; Magnoliopsida; Malpighiales; Euphorbiaceae.